AUGGAUCCUUGUCAGGCUGCCAGUAGCAUCUACGGAGCCCUAGAUGAUGGCCGAUCGGAAAUCCGAGCUCUUUCUUUGAACUCUGGGGACUUCGACGACCCGAUCUCCUGCUCCCUACAGGUCGUUUCAUUGCAGGACCAACCGAUAUACCGAGCACUGUCCUACGUCUGGGGUACUGCUCCGCCAAACAUCACCAUCAGUAUCAAUGGUCACGAAACGCAAAUCACGCCCAGCCUCGCAGCCACUCUUCGCAGAAUAAGACACCCUGCGAGCUCUUCAGCCACCGCUGACGGCUCGUUGAUAUGGAUCGACGCUAUCUGCAUCAACCAAGCAGAUCUCGCCGAGCGAGGAUCGCAGGUUAAGCUCAUGGGCCGCAUCUAUCGGCAGGCUUCUCGUGUGCUGAUCUGGCUGGGCGAAGGAACGGAGCAUUCUGACUGGGCCCUGGAUCGUCUGAAUGACGCAAGCGUGAGAUCCUCCCUCGUGACUUUGAAGACGGAGUCUCGGCAGCCCACGCUGGAGGAGAUCAGAAUCAAGAUCAUCAUCGACCGCGAUCUUGAAAUGCGAUCAUAUUGGACCCGGACCUGGGUGGUGCAGGAGAUGGCGCUGGCCCAGAACGAUCCAGUUGUCCACUGCGGAGGGAAAUGCGUCCCGUUGUCUGUAUACGUGGACAGCCGCAACAACCUGCCGUUCGACGCAACUGCCGUGCCGGGGAUGAUCUCGGAAUGGAGACGGCUAGAGCUCGAAGUACCGCGCCAUUCAGACGCCAUCAAGGGCCGGGUUGGAGUCUCUUUUUUUCACGACUUUGCGCGAACCACGUACCGGGACUUUGGCGAGAUCCCCAUGGGCUGGGCUCUCAACGCGACGUCCGGGCUGUCCGCCACGGAUGCCCGAGACAGAGUCUAUGGAGUCCUGGGUCUGCUUCCGCCCAGCCAAGCGUCCCGUAUCGAGGUCAACUACAAGCAGCAUUACAUGCGGACCGCGCAGGACGCGAUGACUGUUGUCCUCACGUGUCCGGAUCCCGAUGCACUAGACUCCUUUACGACAUUCAGCUUCCAUCGGCCGGUGGAUGAGUACCCGUCCUGGGUGCCUGACCUCGCCUUGCGGGAGUACGAGCAUUGGACUUCUACGAAGGGCCUUAAGCAUGCGCGGCACGCCUGGCGGUUCCCACAAAAGGCGGCCACAGCGGUGAGUGGCGAUGUUCUGCGGCUGAACGUGGUUCGGCUGGACACCGUCGAAAAGGUUUUGGACAUUUCUUUCAACCACGGUUGGGGUACAGAGUUCCGCGCAGGCUCUGGGCCGGGAAUGGUUGACACAGAGCUGCUCAAGACAGCAGAAGCAAUGGCAGACGAAGGCGCCCAAAGAGCGAUCACCCACGAUAAACGGAUCGGUGCUCUGAGCCAGGCCAGGCACAAAGAGCCUAUCUGGCUCUCCAUGUGCUCCUGGCGGGACCUGGACGGGCGCGGCAUGGCCUAUUCCGGGCAGAGCCGGAACGACAUGUGGCUUCCGGAGAUACCGCGAGAAAGAGGGACGCUGUGGAACAUCCUGCUCGGAAGGCAGGACAUCCCAGUCGACUGGCUGGCUUCGUGCCCAGAGGGGCUGAGGAGCGACACACCAAAGCUGAUGGCGGCGGUGCUGUCGCCGCUGCUGCACGCCAUUCGCUCGCGCUGCAACGAAAGGCGUGCGUUCCUCACUGAAGCUGGCUUCUUCGGGGUGGGGUCCGGGCACAUGGAAGUCGGCGAUGUCGUUGCCUUCGUUGCCGGCACGUUCUACGCUUGGAUUCUCCGUCCGCAUCGAGAUGGGUACCGCAUGGUCGGGUUUGCGUAUGCUUCGGGUCUGAUGGACUGGGAAAUACUGGAUGAGGGCAUGGAGCGAGGGACGUUACAGGAGGAGACCGUCAGGAUCUACUAA
This is a messenger RNA of Thyridium curvatum, 1908 nucleotides long. RefSeq lists its product as uncharacterized. NCBI's taxonomy places the organism in Eukaryota, Fungi, Ascomycota, Sordariomycetes, Thyridiales, Thyridiaceae. The transcript has a single exon. The record is from RefSeq and is a predicted model, not a curated record. The coding region runs from base 1 to 1908 and encodes 635 amino acids.